Molecule: messenger RNA, 7247 nt
Organism: Dermacentor andersoni
Lineage: Eukaryota; Metazoa; Arthropoda; Arachnida; Ixodida; Ixodidae
Product: tyrosine kinase receptor Cad96Ca-like
Biological process (GO): multicellular organism development; protein phosphorylation; cell surface receptor protein tyrosine kinase signaling pathway
Cellular component (GO): plasma membrane; signaling receptor complex
Molecular function (GO): transmembrane receptor protein tyrosine kinase activity; ATP binding
Source: RefSeq, a predicted model, not a curated record
GUUAAUAUUGUACGCAUUAGGAAAAAUGCAAGGAACUGCGGGAAAGCAGUCUAUUUUCGUAAUCCGUCUUAACGGAUCAUAAUCUGCAAAUCACUCGCACUGAGUGUCGUCGUAGCAAAGACUCCAUUCGGCUAACAGGAAACUUCGACAGCCGCCCCUUUCCUUAAUAGAGAAUGUCCGGCGCGCUUGAACACGCACACGCAUACAAAAAAAGAAAAAGAAACAGAAGCGACUUUACUGGUCGCGGCGAGUGUUGUAGACCGUGUGUACAUGUCAUGGACGAGUAAUGCGCGACACCGCCGACGGCGCACAUAAACGCCGCCGCCGCCGCCGCUCUGUCGUCAUCCGGGUUACGGGGAGAGCGGUUCAACCACAACGAGAAGGUGCCGCGGAAGGCCAGCCUGAGUCGCCUUCGUCGGCGCCCGGUCUGCCCACGCGGCUCCCUCUCUACUCAACGCCGCCGACGCGACGAGGAGGACGCAUGCUAGCGCAGAAGUCGGCGCGAGGCGGCAAGGCGUAAGACACACUGGCCGUUCCUCCGGAACUCCGCGAGAGGCGGCGGUUGCUAUAACACGAUGUCGCUGCCACCAGGCGAAGGAACAGCUGCGCGUCAGAGGCAGAAUCCGAGUCGUAGCCGCGCGAUGAUGGGACCCGGCGCCUGCAUCGCCUGACGCGGCUACCCUCGAUGACCAGCCUGCCCGCUUGCUUGGGACGUGUUCGCACGCGUGACUGCGUCUUCUGACUGCGUGUGUGUGUGGCAGUGUCUGUGUGUGCUUGCGCGCGUCCCGCCGUUGUGUUUGAACAGUACAUACAGCUGGACGAGUCGUGUAGCCCACAGCAUCGCAAGCGUUAUGGUGCCACUUCGGAGGGCAGUUCACAGCUGCUGCUGCUGGCUUGUGGUCGUUUCGGCCCUGGCGAUUCUGCUAGUUGUCGCGGCCACCUCGGUGCCUCCGCCCCUCGGCACCUUCCAAGCGCUGCAAGCGCCAGAGAGCGCCGACGGGGCCAACUCGGUGCCAAGCCAAGUCGCCGACACGAGAGGCAAGACCGGGCUGUUACCGGACGCGGGCGCCGAGAUCGGGCUGGCUAGUGCGACUAAUUCCAGCGACCACGGUGAUGUCCCCGUAAGCGAGCGUCGGAGCGGUGGGUCGAAGAACGCGGCAGCGGAAUCUGCAGCGCCCUCUCGGCAGCCAGACGUUGGCGAGGAUGACGCCUCUAUUCUCGACGACGACUCGACACCGACCUCAGCGGGCCCAACUUCCUCGGAGGAGUCCAGAAUGGAGGCGCUCAGGGCGAUGGAGUCGGUGACGAUACGGCCGGAAGUGGGCGUUGUCGAUGCCAAGGACCAACAACUGAGCUUCCCCAAGGAGAACUCGGGCACCUUGGUGGCGCGCGGACCCGAGCCUGACAGGAGCCGGCGGCCGGAGUACGACUUCGACAACCCCACGAGCGGCGGCACCAACGUCUACAUCGUGGCCAUCGUGGGUGUGGUGCCCGCUGCUGGAGCGGUCAUCUGGUGCGUCCGAAAGAUGAUCACCAAAAACAAGGAGAACAAACAAAGUCCGGACGCGCCACCAGCAGACGAUGAAGACAAGGAGACGGUGGCGCAAGAUCCUCCGACCAAGUACAGCUACAUCCAGGACGCUUACAACAAGAUGUAUGCGAAGACCAUCAGCGAGUUAAUGCCUACGCAGAGUUCGGCGCCGCCGAAUCCUCGUGCCAGCGCUCCGGUGGCCUCGAGUCCAGACGAAGUGCCGCGAAACGACGUGCGGCUGGAGCGGGUGUUGGGCGAGGGCAACUUCGGCCGCGUCUGGAAGGCCACGGCGUACGGGCUCGGCGGCUUCAAGAGGUCCACGCCAGUCGCCGUCAAGACUCUCAAAGAGUACGCGACCAACGAGGAGAAGAGAGACCUGGUGCGCGAGAUGGGGCUCAUGCGGAAACUGGGCAAGCACCCGCAUGUCGUGCGCUUCCUGGGAUGCUGCACCUUGGACGAGCCCCCGCUGCUCAUCAUGGAGCUGGUCUCGCGUGGCAAGCUGCAGUCGUUCCUGCGCGAGCAUCGUUCCCAGGGGGCGUACUACAACGAGCCCGAGGACGACGGCUGCCUGGGGCCGCGGGACCUGGCACAGUUUGCACUGCAGGUGGCGCAGGGCAUGGACUACAUCCACAGGAAAGGGAUUAUUCACCGUGACCUGGCCGCUCGGAACGUGCUGGUGGACGAGCACAGCCAAUGCAAGGUGGCCGACUUCGGCCUAUCUCGCAGUGUUCGAGAUUCCGAGACGGACGUCUAUCAGCAGAAGUCCAAGGGCGCGCUACCUGUGCGGUGGAUGGCUCCGGAGUGCCUGUACCUGCAGGUGUUCACAGCAAAGUCCGACGUGUGGGCCUUCGGAAUCCUGCUGUGGGAGAUCGUGACGCUAGGUUCCACGCCGUACCCGGGCCUGAGCGCUCAGGAGGUGAUCCACGCAGUGCGCGACGGCCGCGUGAUGGUGCAGCCGGUGCACUGCCGCUGGGAGCUGUACCGGCUCAUGCGCGCCUGCUGGCACCCGGACCCCAAGGAGCGGCCGCCCUUCUCGAGGCUCGCCUCUGACCUUGACCAACUCAUAAAGCUGAACGCCGGAUACAUCGACCUGGACAACUUCCCCGAACACGCCUACUACAACCUCGAAUAUGGCGUGGACGAGAAGCUGUAGACGCCUCCGUUCGACGCCUAACGAUGCUGUGUGCUGCGGCUACAGGCGGCCUGCAGCUAAAGUUGCCCGACAUCAAACGUUUUUUCCUUCUUUUCCCCCCGUUACUAUCUGUGUGCAACGGCACACGAAUGAAGCACGGACACCUUCUGUUAUGUUACCACCAAGAGAGUGGCUGGCAGGCGAGGCAGCUGCCGUACUGGCGAGUGAGAGCUUCGAAAACUGUCCAGGUUGCCUGAUGGACCGCCAGUGCAUGUGUAGACGUCACAUCGGAAGUUCUCGAAAGUUUUUUUUUUUUCCCUUCAGAACGUUUGGCUUAUGCCAAGUUUGUUUGGCGACAGUCAUCGAAUUAUCUGAUCAUGCAGUUCGGUGUAGCAUUUGCGUGGCUACUAUAGCUUGUAUUUGAUUCCGAAGCGCGAGCUUUGCUGUACUGCUUGGUCGACGUGCGCGAAGACCCGAAUCUGCCGCCGGUUUCAUUUAUGUAUUUUGAAGAGAUACCUCACGGCUCUAAUCACUAAGAAGAGCUGUGGCAGUUCGCUGGUUACUGUACGGCGCGCUGCAUUGUAAAAGGUGCAUAAUAAGGGAAACGGCACGGUGUCCGCUGAGAGAACGCUGUAAAGCCCCCACAAAAAAAUACAUGGUACGGAGAAAAAAAAAAGGCAGACUGCAUAUAUCUUUCAAGAUGACCUUAUUCGUCGCUAGAAAUUUGCGUUCAACUUGGCCUUGUGUGUAUAGCUUCAUCAAACACUUUUAUUCGAGCCUGUGGUGAACAGCCGUGAAACAGCGUAGUGAUGCUUUAAUCAUCCCCACAGUAUCGGGAGACACUCCGCUCAGGUUGAAAUUUCCUGUGCCAUAAUUGCUUCCACACCAGCCAAUAUAGCUAAACUAAAAAGAAAAUUUCGUAGGUAUGCUAUCGGACGUGCUGAAUACAAGCUUUUCAACUGAAAAGCGCAAUGCGUGCUUAAUAAAUAAUAAGCCAGCUGCAUCGCCGAUGAGAAUCAUGACCUACACACAACUCGCAAGUCCAAACUAUGGAUCUAAAGGUUAGCUUGCAAAUGAAAAAAUACGCAGCAGCUACAUUAGUUCAACUGCAUCAUUUGGUUAGCGGACUGAUGAUACGGAAGACCAUAUGUGGCGCAUAUUUGGCAACAUGUGUACUUGUUAAAAGAACGUCACAUAAUUGGGUUGACCUAAUAAAUAGCGGCCACUUUGUACAUUGUAACUUCAACAUAGUCAGUUAUCUGGAUCAAUAAAAAUGGUAAUUGCUGAGUUCUCGCUAAUUAAUUCGCUGUUGUGAAAUUUGCGCCAGCUGUUUUUGUGAGCUUGUUCCAAUAACACUUCUAUUUACGUAGCUUCUAUAUUAUUUUCAUAUAUGACACGGAUAUAAACUUAUAUUUGAAGGCCUUAUGUGUGGAUAUAUGCAUACGAUGCGCAGGGUCACUAAACGGCAAAGAAAAAGAAUGAAAAUUAGACCGCAAUUGGUACAAGACGGCACGCGGUCCCUGACAUGCAUAUCAGAAUGCGCGAGAUCUGUCCUAAAUGUCAAGUAACGGGUUACGUUUCAAGAACUAAACGAAAAUAGUUUAUUCCUUGCACUCGAAGGCGAAAUUUAAGUUUCAUAUGGUGUGUCGUUAAGCGUGCCUUUGUCUUUUUUGUUGAACAUGUGUGUGUGUGUGUGUGUGUGUGUGUGAUUCGGCAUCACUCGACAAGAACUUAUCCAUGUGUUUUCUCUGUGCGAAGAACUCAGCGGGAAAUCGAUUCUGUGGAAGUGUUCGACGCGUUUCCGGACUUCCCAUUCGAAGGUCACAAUGUGUUCGUGCCAAGUCGAGUGCGUUGACUGGGACUGCGCGCCCUUUGGUGUGAACCCCGCGAGUCAAGUGAACACUAAUGAGUGCGGUGUGUCGUGUGCGCGACUCCUUAUAUGUCGCCCAUGAGCAGCGAGACAUCGUGACAAGUUUGUUAAGCACCGGCACUUCGUCGAACUCAGCUGGAGACGAAGUUUGUGACAGGCCAUCUGGGAGCAAGCUGUAAGCACAAGCUCGGAAACCCUUACAACGGACGUGUGGCGCAGUUUCAAAUAUUACGCCGUGCUAACAACAUUGCGUGCACAACAUUCGAAGGCGCCUUCGUUAUUUACGCAUAGGCACUCUCUUUAUAUUUACGUACAUUCAGUGCCAGUCUAGUUCUCUCUGUGCAUUGCACCUUUCCACACGGGCACCGAUUACUGCACUUUUGUCAUUCAGCGUGUUGGAACGUUUCUUAGAUAUUUGUGUGUAUGUAUGUGUCUUAUUGUUUUCCUAAUUAAUCUUACGUGUGUAUUGUGAUUAGACUUUCGAAGUUUCGUUGACCACUAGAUAAAACUGUACGGUGAAGAAAGAAAGAAUAGGGAAAAGAAAAGAAUGCAGCAUAUUAUUAUUCUUGUGCAUGUGAGCACGCCAUGCAAUGAUGGCACAUGCUUCUGUUCGAUCUCAUAUAUAUUGCUGGUCUAGAAACAUAAAUAGCCGGAGCUAGGUAGGUACCCUUAUUAUUCCUCCAAGUCCUUGUGCGAACGCUCUCUUUCUCCAUUCGCAUAACGAUGAACCAUUCAGCGCAAUACGAGGCCUCAGUGACCCCGUUAUUCAUCUGGGUUGCCUUAAAUGCAUAGUCAGGGAAAGCCUUUGAGCAGUUCCGGGUCACUUUCAGGACUACGCAUAUUUUUUUAACGCCGGCUAUACAAUAAAAAGCAAAGAAACAAAAAUUAUGUAGUGCGCUGUCUCAGUCCAUAAAAGAGAGUGGGCAGCGUGACCAGCUUUGGCGAAUUGUUUUGCAUCUGCCACUUGACGGGUGCAACACUUCAGACGGCGACAUGAGCGCGACUUUUUCGGGCCGCGAUAUCACAGCACACACGACAAGAUGAGUGAACUUCAGUGUAUGUGUAAGAGCAAGGUAGUAUGCUGAGCCAGCACUUCCUGAAAAACAUACUGAGGCUUGCGCGCUUUCAGCCAUGACGUCACGCGGGAAGGCCGGCAGCCCGUGCAUUUUUUUUUUUUUUUUUUACUAGGGAAUGCGAGCGACGCUUAGCGUGAUUGUUAUUCGAAAGCUUGGUGUUCAGUGGGAGCGUCAACCUUCCUGAAUGUUCUCACAGUAAGAGCGUGCAAGCCUUCUCUUACCUUCUAUAGAGCAAUGUGAGUAGGUGUCAUGCACUGCUUGCUUAGUUUUUACAUGGGGCACGUGUUGGUGGUUUUAGCUUCAAAAGAGACUCGAAACGAAAACGUCAGGAUAGAGUUGUAGAUUACACUCUUGAAAUAACCAUUGAGUGGCUUCUCCUGAGAGGGCAGCCUUGACACGCCAGAAAAUGACGUAAGAUCACACGGAAUAUGGCCACCCUGUCUGUGAAAUUUUCUCGCCUGCUGAGUUACGUCGGAUGUUGUGAGAACAUCUGACCCGGAAGGCUUAAUCGACUGCCAAUAAAGAACGAUUGCGUAGUAUUCAAAAGAAACAAAAGUUUACUAUGAAAGCAUUCGUUGAUGUUUUUUUGUGCGCAAAAAAGGCCCAGAUUCGUAGUAUUAAGACUUAAUUCCGAAUGCAAAUCUGUUACAUAACAUCGUCUCGGCGGUAUGGCCGCAAAGUUCAGAAGUAUGUUUGGCAUUCAGUUUCUGUGCUUUCGUAUUCUUCUUCGUUUUUGUUUUGUUUGUUUUUCAUCGGACAAAUGCAGACAGUGUUACCAGCGUAGUAAUACAUAUAAAUGUGCACCCUGGUAUAGUAUAUUGUUUUUGUGUCCAUUGAGGCGCCAUGUCAUUGAAAUGAAACUCGUACAGAUUUUUCAUGAUCUUAGUUCAAAUUCGGCUCUUUUUAUGCUGUAGGUAUCCCCAGCUUAUAGUACCCUCUGUGCAAAAUAUUUAGACGCCGCUCCCCAAGUGAGUAACGCUUUCUUUAAGUAUACUGCAAGUCUUUGUGUAGAUUGAAUUGCGCUGCAAAGACAUGCAAAGAAACAAACAAACAAACAAAUGAACAAAAACAUCUCUAUUUGUAUACUAUACGAGUGCACGGCGGCCGCAUUUCGAUGGGGGCGAAAUGCGAAAACACCUGUGUACUUAGAUUUAGGUGAAUGUUAAAGAACCCGAGGUGGUCCAAAUUUCCGGAGUCCCCCACUACGGCGUGCCUCCUAAUUAGAUCAUGAUUUUGGCACGUAAAACCCUAUAAUUUAAUUAAUCUAAUUUAAUUAAUUACUAUACGAGAGUCUGAAGCUAUGCACAAGGCUGACUACACAACAAUGAGAGGCACCGGCAGAACGUGGGCGAAGUAAGAUUUAAAUUUCUGUCACAGGGGUUACAUGCUUGGUCAUUCACAAGCCGGCCUUGUGUUGAAACUCUGAAACAGACGAAUAUUUGAUAGUGAUUUAUAAACUAUGCUUUUUAAACGCAUUCUUUGUAUUUACGUUUCGUUCUGUGCACGGCCAUUUAUAGUUCCCAAUUACUGAGACCCACCAGUGUGUUUUUGAUGUCACUUAAAUGUGGUCUUCAGUUUCGCUGAAAGACUGUGUAUAUAGACAAAAACAUAAGUGAAUAAAAGGCAUUCGUUGAUGCA